Molecule: messenger RNA, 704 nt
Organism: Misgurnus anguillicaudatus (oriental weatherfish)
Lineage: Eukaryota; Metazoa; Chordata; Actinopteri; Cypriniformes; Cobitidae
Product: F-box only protein 2
Biological process (GO): ERAD pathway; glycoprotein catabolic process; SCF-dependent proteasomal ubiquitin-dependent protein catabolic process
Cellular component (GO): SCF ubiquitin ligase complex; cytoplasm
Molecular function (GO): ubiquitin protein ligase activity
Source: RefSeq, a predicted model, not a curated record
UUCAGCACUAUAAUAAUGUGUGAAUCUGAGUUUAUGAUCAUACUCUGGGUGUCUUUGGGUGUCAGUGUUAAUUUCUGUACAAUUUCCAGGCCGUGUUUAAAAAAACAAGUGAUUAUUCUGCUGCAAUGCGGUUAUGAUGCUGCAUAUUUAGAUUCUGCGCCUGAAGUGACUGUGAGGGACUGGUACGCCACUCGAGAUGACUGUGGAGGCGUUUAUAGGCUUACUGUGUCACUGCUCAAUGAAAAUCGUGAGGUCAUUGCUACAUUUAAGCCGGAUGAUGUGGCUGUGCCCGCUGAAACCCCUUGGACACAGGUGACACACACAUUUACAGGUUAUGGUCCUGGUCUACGCUUCAUCUCUUUUGAACAUGGUGGUCAAGACGAUAAAAGUUGGAAAGGCUGGUAUGGAAUACGAGUCACUGGAAGUUCUGUCACCAUAGCCCCAAAACCCUAAUAUGUGACUCAAUAAUUUUACUGAUUGGUCAGCACUUUGCUUUUGACUAUACUAUAAAUAUAAAUAAAUAGUAAAGUAACAUUACAGAAACUUCAUGGCUAAACCUUGCUGAAAAAUGCAAAGCAAUUGCUUAUGUUUUUUAAAGAUUUAAAUGCAUAUUCAGAAUACAUAUUCUGAAUGAAAAUUAAACAUGUGGGGAAUUAAUUGAAUUUAUUUUCUGCUUUCAGUACAGCUUAAUAAAGUCUCCCUAU